Messenger RNA from Didymodactylos carnosus, 741 nucleotides. The record is from the annotation of a GenBank genome assembly. NCBI's taxonomy places the organism in Eukaryota, Metazoa, Rotifera, Eurotatoria, Philodinida, Philodinidae.
AUGAUGAUAGCUGAUCGAGGUCUAGAAGCAAAUCCGUUACUCUAUAAAUCUUAUCUUUUGAAGACAAAUUUGGCAAUUGUUAUUGGUUAUCUAUCUGCAGAUACAACAAUCGGUUUGAUACACUAUAAAAAAGUGGGUGAUCCAUUUACCAUAACACAUCAUCUUGUUUCUAUAUAUGCUUUCGCUUAUGUUUUGACACUCGAUGUAAUGCCAUAUUUUGCUAAUUUUCGUCUAUUAGCAGAAUUAUCUACGCCGUUUGUUAAUAUGAGGUGGUUUCUCGAUACACUCAAAUUUUCCAAAACCUCUACUCCAUUUGUUAUCAAUGGAUUAGUAAUGACACUAUUAUUUUUCUUUGUUCGUAUCGUCGCCAUGCCAAUCUAUUGGUAUAAAGUUUACGUUGUUGCUAUACAACCAAUGUGGGUUCAUAUGGGACAUUUUCGAUUUGUACUCAUUUCAGUUUGUAGCGUAUUAGAUAUAAUUAAUAUCUACUGGUUUUCAAAAAUGUUACGUGGUUGUAUUAAAAUUCUACAAACAAUAUUUUUAAAAAAACAACAACAAUAUCGUGAACACAAUAGUAAUACAAAUAUCAUUACUCAAAAAAACAGUAGUACUUUUACAACCAUUCAAAAUAAACAAUCAUCAUCUUAUUUAACAAAUAAUAAUAAUUUAACUUUUGAUACAUUUCAUUCACUAUUUCCCACUUCUUCUAAUGAUGAAUUUUCAACUGAUAAACGACAGUAA